Molecule: messenger RNA, 2256 nt
Organism: Mycena indigotica
Lineage: Eukaryota; Fungi; Basidiomycota; Agaricomycetes; Agaricales; Mycenaceae
Product: Dihydrolipoyl dehydrogenase
Exons: 9
Coding region: 1-2256 (751 amino acids)
Biological process (GO): prolyl-tRNA aminoacylation
Cellular component (GO): aminoacyl-tRNA synthetase multienzyme complex; cytoplasm
Molecular function (GO): aminoacyl-tRNA deacylase activity; proline-tRNA ligase activity; ATP binding
Source: RefSeq, a predicted model, not a curated record
AUGAAUCUUGCUGCUCGCUUGUUAGGGCGUCGAAGACGACUAUUGACUGUGCUGUUGAGCCAGUCAAGACCAAAACACUUUUCCGAGUCACGUUGGGCAUCGAUAAAUCAAGCUACAUCACUCUCCAGAAACGCAAUGGAUUCCGUCUCUGGAUCCUUCGCAUCGCUCUCCAUCAACCCCGUAGCUCACAUUAACCAUCCAGAAACCAGCUCCCCAGCCACCUGGCGAGAUGCUCUCGAUGCAAACGCGUCAAGUCCCAAUUAUCAGCUCAUAAAAACGCUGGUUUUCAAACCAAAGACCGCCAAGUCGGCUGCACCAGUUCCAGUUGUGGUCAUCGCCCGCGAUGAGACUGAAACCAACUCUAGCGCACUGGGGAAACAUCUCAAUCUCAAGGAAUUGCGUUUAGCAGCAGAGGAUCUCCUAGCUGAAUUCUUUCACCUCGAUAAGAACUCGUUAUCUCCAUUGGCCCUUAACCAAAGCACUUUCCCUAAAGUCAUCACUGUUCUUGACUCUUCAAUUGUCUCAUCGUCUUCUGUUUUCGCUGUCCAUGCAUUAUCUUCCAACUCGACUAUUUUCCUUUCUGGGAAAGAUAUUGCCGCCUAUGUUAAGCACCUCGAAAGCGACGACCACAAAGUACAAGAAGUGGAUUUCUCGACGCUGGCAACUUCAUCGACUGUGCCAACGGCCACAAAGCAGGCGCCAAAGGAGGACGCAAAAAUCGAAGGAGCCGUGCAGAUUGCAAUCGGAGUGAAGAAAGAGGUCGAUUUUCCUGGUUGGUACACAAAUGUUCUCAUUAAAGCCGAUAUGCUCGACUAUUAUAGUGUCAGUGGAUGUUAUAUUCUGAAGCCUUGGUCAUAUAGCAUCUGGGAAGAGAUAACCCAAUGGUUCAACGCUCAUAUCAAGGAACUCGGAGUCCAAAACUCGUACUUCCCGAUGUUUGUGUCUCAAAAGGUUUUGGAACGAGAAAAGGACCACAUCGAAGGCUUUUCCCCAGAAGUAGCUUGGGUCACGAGAGCAGGUAGCUCAGAUCUCGAAGAACCCAUUGCAAUCCGCCCAACAUCAGAGACGGCCAUGUAUCCAUACUACGCCAAGUGGAUAAAGAGUCAUCGCGAUCUUCCUUUGAAACUCAACCAAUGGAACAGUGUGGUCCGCUGGGAGUUUAAAAAUCCCCAGCCUUUCCUUCGGACGCGCGAAUUCCUAUGGCAAGAAGGCCAUACCGCGUUUUUGACCAAGACAGAAGCCGACACCGAGGUCAGGCAAAUCUUGGACUUGUAUCGCCGUGUCUAUGAAGAACUUCUUGCUGUCCCUGUGAUUCCCGGUGUUAAAUCAGAGAAGGAGAAAUUUGCUGGUGGACUGUACACAACAACUGUCGAAGGGUUCAUUCCUACUACGGGUCGUGGUAUUCAGGGUGCAACAUCUCAUUGUCUCGGUCAAAACUUUUCGCGGCCAGAGAUGUUCAAUAUCGUCGUCGAAGAUCCCAAUGACCCUACUGGACAGGGCAAAACCUAUGUAUGGCAAAACUCUUGGGGACUGUCAACUCGGACAAUUGGUGUCAUGGUCAUGAUCCACGGCGACAACCAAGGAUUGGUACUACCUCCGCGCGUGGCUAACAUCCAGGUGAUCGUUGUGCCCUGUGGUAUCACGGCUCGGACGACAGACGAACAGCGAGCGACGAUUAAUAACGCUUGUGAAGACCUUGCAAAGACUCUCAAGAAGUCAGGCAUUCGUGCGCAAUCUGACCUCCGUGAAGGUUAUACGCCAGGGUACAAAUUCAACGAUUGGGAGCAGAAGGGCGUUCCUCUUCGUCUUGAAAUCGGACCGAAUGAUCUCACGAAACAGCAAACACUUGCGGUACGGCGAGACAAUGGGGCAAAACAACCAAUUGGUCUAUCGGAUAUUGGAGCAAACGUCUCGGCUUUGUUGGACACCAUCCAAAAUGAUAUGUUCACUCGAGCAAAGAACAACUAUGAUGCCUGCCUCAAAGUUGUCACACGUUGGGAGGACUUUGUGCCGCAGCUCGACAACAAGUGUGCAGUUGUUGUUCCAUGGUGCGAGACAGAGGAGUGUGAAGAUGCUAUCAAAGAACGAAGCGCCAAGGCAUCCGAGCCUCAGGAUGAACGGGCUCCUUCAGCUGGAGCUAAAUCUCUGUGUAUUCCAUUUGACCAAGCGCGAUGGGGCCAAAUUGCUUCAGGACAGCGAUGCAUUGCCUGCGAACGUGAUGCACGUCGAUUUGCACUCUUUGGUCGCAGCUAUUGA